CACGAGGAGCCCCGCCCCCCUUUCUCUCACUUGCAACUGAGCUGAGACAGCCGGCCACCUUCUUGAUCUUGAGACCACCACAGCUAGCUAGCUACAGUACUGGUCUACUGUGUUUGUGCUGCUAUGAAGAGUGCAUCUUCUGUAGAAAAGUUGUCCAGUACUAGCACUGACUUUGCUAGUCGAGUCAAGAACCUGAUAUCCAACAGUCCCCUAAUCAAGAGAAGGAGAUCGAUGUCUCUACACUCUGCACCAUUGUCAAACAAGGUGUUUGGUGUCCCACUGGAGCUGCUGUGGAGAGGGGAUGUCCCUUUCAUUAUACGCAAGAUAGUGGGCCACAUUGAGCAGAAUGGUCUGGACACAGAGGGAAUAUAUAGAAUCAAUGGAAACGCCAAAAAUAUUGAGAAGUUGAAGUCAUUAUUUGACAAAGUUGGUGAUGCUAAUUUUGAGGGAGAGGAUAUUCCGCCAAUAGCAGGUCUCCUCAAGCUAUUCUUGAGAGAGCUACCAGAUGCUGUGAUCCCUGGCUCUAAGAUGUCAGAGUUCCUCCACCUGCAACAGAGCUCUCCCAGUGAGCCCUCACCUGAAGCUAUCUCUGCCCUCAAGGCUCUGAUCCACACUCUCCCCCCUGCCAACUAUGCAACUCUGAAAUAUCUAAUACAGCAUUUGGCUAACGUUGCUGCUCACAGAGAUAUGAAUAAAAUGACUCCGGUAUCUUUGUCCAUCGUUUUCGGGCCCAAUAUAUUUCACUGUGGAGAUGGGAUUCAAGGUUUGCAACUGCAGGGAUUUAGUAAUUCAACAGUUUGUCGAAUGGUGUUGUAUCAUGCUGUCUUGUUUGGAGGAGUGGAGGAAAUAAAGAUACACAAGAGGUCCUCCCCCAUUAGACCACGACCAUACUCUGAGCAUGUUGCAGACAAGAAAACCCGACCAGUAAGUCAUGAACAAACUCUCUCACCAAUCCGAACAUUUGAUUCGACCUCUGACCUCGAGCGUUCGUAUUCUGAGAAAAGCAUUGAUGAAGCCAUACUUGAGCGCACAAUGUCCCCUGUUAGCCCUGCCCACCUACAUGAGGGAAAAUCCCCCUCUCAAGAGAAUAUUCCUGUCAUCAACGAAGAUUCCUCUUUCCAACGACAAUACGCUAAACGAGGAUUAAAGUACACACAACGCUCCUCAGAAGAUGAACAGGUCAAAGGUCAAUCCAGCGAUAGUUCAGAUGUCAGAAUGCCCUCACCCAUCGAAGGUCAAGGUUCACCAUCUCACAGUAGAUCAGUUUACAAGAGAUCCCAAAACUCUGCAAUGAGCAUGCUCAGUAGCGACAAUAUGUCCGCCUCAUUGCUGAGCAGUCUAGGGGACAGUCCCCAUACCUCUCCCACCAUCACACCGCGAUCAUCAAGAAUGGUUGACACUGCAAUAGAGCAAUCAAUACAACAGUACCUCUUCCAGCCUGGAGCCACCGCUGCACAGACUCCUACUAAAGCUGACGUGUAUGGUCUAUUACUGCCAGAGAAAUACCAACAACAACCCAGCCAUCAUAUUGAACCAGUUGUGAAACGCCGUCGUACCUCAGACGUCAAGAAAAUGCGCCACAGAAAGAGCUCCCUCUAUAGUGACACUCCUCCACCAAUGGCUGCCAUGGAGGGCACUGCUGGCAUGGAGGGCACUGCUGGCAUGGAGGGCACUGCUGGCAUGGAGGGUGCUGCUGGCAUGGAGGGUGCUGCUGACCUAGAGGGUGCUGGUGACCUAGAGGUGCAGAUACGCAGUGUCAGUCCAGAGCAUUGUGUGGAGACAAGACAAGUACGUCUCUCAGAAUUAGUGGCACGGUUUGAGAAUGAGGGGGUGGAUGGUGAUGGAGUGGAGGGGGUAGAUGGUGAUGGAGUGGAGGGGGCGGUAGAUAUGAAGAAGUGGAAACCUUCUAACAAGGCGUUUGAAAUGUUUGAAAAGAAAGGACUUGUGAUUGCAAUGGCUGGAGCUCCAAGAGUAUCAUUCGCUUCCACUACUACCACCAUUAGUCCAAGCCCCUCCCCCUACACAAGCCCCACCCACCACACAGGUUACACCCACCAAUCCAGCGGCACACUGGCUAGUGAUGACCUCACAACUGUCUCCAAGCUUCUCUCCACUAGCACCAACGAAGAUGAGGAUGUUUUCACAUCUCCCGCCCACACCACACACCACACUGGCACACAAAGCACACCCUCCACAUCUGAUGACGUUUUCUUAUCCGACAGUGGGAAUCUAGAUAUUGUGAAGAGAGAUGCAAUGCUAGUACAUGCGAAUCUGUCUCGGCCUAGGGGUCCGGCCAACAGACGCAGACCCUCACACUCACCGAGGCCUUCACUAGAAACCAACCAAUCAGAUUCCUCGCCCGUCCUAAAGGAUGAGCUGCCGCUAGUAUGGCCCUCGGAGAGGUCAAAGGUGACUGAGGGUUGGCAUGAUGACGUGGACUCGGGAGAGUUGAGUGUGCAGGAGAUGACAGCAAGAUUAAAUGUUCUCAAACGUGAGGUUCGUGGCUUUGAGGCACAAUUUUUCUCCACUCACCUUCGUAAGCCGAUUGGAGAUGAGAAAGGACCAAUCAAAUAUCUGCUAGAGGAAGCAUCUUUUCUCAGAAAGCAGCUCAAAGGUCUGCGAGAAUUAUCCAGGAGUGAUCAACUGGACAAUCCCGCCACUAGUGAUGAUACAAGACUAACCUCUCCUCCAAGUAGUACUAGCCAACCACAAGAGGAGUCUGUCACACUGACCCAACCCACCAUUAUCAGUGGCUCUGUGAAUGAAGAGGAUGCUAGACUGAAGGGAACUCUCAACAAGUUAAUGAAUGGUCUGGAUAAUAGGAGACAAGCUAACACAAGACCCGGGGACCUUUACCUCAUGAGUGUUGAUCAGUUAGGUCAGGAGAAGCGUGAUAUUCAAAAAGCUCUGCUCCAGUUUGAGAAGGUGCACGGACGACCCUCCAGCCGCCAUGACAAGGAGACCAUGAGACCACUCUAUGAUAGAUAUAGACUAGUCAAGAAACUGACGAGUGCAGACCACAAGGGCAAUAGCCCCUCCCGCCAUUCCCUGGGACCACUAGAGUCGACUACAGACACUCUACCAUCAGUGACUCUGUUACACUCGGCCACUCUGAGUGGUCUACCCAACAGUGUGAUGGCACCAGGAGUGGAGGUCAGUCAGGUACAAGAAAUAUUGACUGACUCACAACUUAAGAAAGCUACAAUUGAAGAGCUGAUUCAGCAAAACAAAUUAUUAUUGGGGACUAAAAAAGAGCUACGAAUUUUACUGAGGGAAUUUGAGACUAAAUAUGAGACUGACAAUGGACGGGCAGUGGUGAAGGAGGAGAGAGGAGGCAUGCAGGAACACUACACUCAAUACAAGGAUGUUAAAACCAAGCUCAAGAUUGUUGCCGCUCAAUUGAGCAAGAAUUUGCCACAAAAGACAAUCUAAUAUAACAUUGUAAUUAUCUAUUUCAGUAUUUUUAACCCUUCUCAGUGUGUAGUUCAUGUACAAGCAGUUUCUGUUAUUAUGCACGAGUAAAGUUAGUCUCAUGAAUCA
Messenger RNA from Halichondria panicea, 3540 nucleotides. RefSeq lists its product as uncharacterized. The coding region runs from base 124 to 3432 and encodes 1102 amino acids. NCBI's taxonomy places the organism in Eukaryota, Metazoa, Porifera, Demospongiae, Suberitida, Halichondriidae. Gene Ontology annotation, biological process: signal transduction. The transcript is spliced from 19 exons. The record is from RefSeq and is a predicted model, not a curated record.